AACUUCUUUUCCGAAAACAUAGUAAAUUCAGUUACAUAUAUGAUAUCGUUGAUGGAUAAUAUUGUGCAAAUGACUCAUCACGUUGCUAUUCUUCACGAAGAUACUUUGAGGAGAUUAUACGAGAUCUCUAAAAGACAUGAGAAUUUAGUCCAAAAGAUACUAACAAAUCUUCAACCUAUUGUAUACAGAACGAUUAUUCGGUCUUUAUCGCGAUUAGAUCUUGUGGAGCGUCUCGUAGAUUUAAGAAAAAGAAAACCUGAUGAAAUGUUUUGCGAAGAAGAUACAAUGAAAAAGAUAUUCGAGAAUUAUAUUGAAUUUCAAGAUAAAUCUAAUAAAAUAAAUGAAUUAUUCUGCGAUAGUGACGGAAGAAAAUUCAUUAUUGACAUCUAUAACAGUUUUGAGUUUGAGAAAUUUGGGACAAUUGUAACGAAUACUUUAUCGACCAUGGUCACUAUGGCAUUGAAACGACCAGUCAAGGUUGAAAAUGCAAACUUAACAUCUGUUGUAAAAACUGUCAAAGGAUUCGUGACUUAUCUGAAUACGCGAAAAGUAAAGUAUUUAAACUGGAACAUUUUUCAAAUCAGCGACGAAUGGAAAAAAACUUUCAACGAAAUGCAACAUCAAGGAAGAUUAGAUAUCUUGGGAAUUCAUCUGAGCAUAGCAAAGAUGCUGGGAGUUCGCAGUUUAUCAUACAUAUCCGUCAAGCCAGAUCUGGAAAAUAUGGAUUUUUUAGCUGAAACAAUUUUGCAAGACAUACGAAGUAAUCCUACUAGUUGGAUCGAGGAAGUGCGCCAACACGAAGCUGAGUUAAUCAAAACGUUUUAUCUUACCACCACGGAUAAAAAAAAGAUGUUGCAGAUCCUAGAAUAUUCUAAUUUCACGCGAGUGUACUGCAUGGAAUCGAAUCCGCCGGAACUGCUAAAUUUUCCUAAGGAAUCGAACAGUACGAUUUUGAAGGAAUUGACAUGCUAUCUAUCCAAAAUUGUUCAAAGGAAUCUGGAAUUGAACAUGACCAACAUUGAAAACGAGGAAGCCACUUACAGGCGGAAGGAAUUUAAUUGGACCGCCUUUAACGAGAAGAUAAUAGAGAUUUACCAAUAUAUCGAUACUCUUCUGCAUCAAGAGGAUCAAUAUUAUAAUUUGAAGGAAUUGAAUAUAUUAAAACAAAACUUUAAGACUUCGUGGACGACGAACAUAACGGCGAAAGACGCAUGGGAGAUCAGCGUAGGUGUAAUCUGCAAGUUCUUUGACGUGAUGGAGAGUCCGCUGUUCGGAAUCCAAACGAAGAAAAAUUGGAAAAACAUUUAUGGGCUCGCGUGGGCAAUCUCGGUGAUCUUCGACAAUAUCGAGAAGGUCAUUGACCAAAUCCAGAACCGCGAUCACGUGGCAAAGCUUUCCGAUGUUUUGCAGGAGAUGCCACAGACUGAGACGCUUGUCAGCACGUUCCUAAGAAAUUUAUCUCCGGUCAUUCUUGAUGUAGUCGACAUGAUAACUUUGCGGCCGGUACCUCUUAUAUCGGCUCUUGAUGAUUACAAACAACGUGAGAUAAUGUGGCCCUGCAUCAUGAACGAAAGUGUUGGCGCUGCAUUAGAAUUAAGAAACGGAAGUCAGGAAGUCAUUAGAGAGCUCGAAAGGAUUGCAUGCAAUCCAAGUCUCUUUAUCAAAGAGUGGAGAGAGCAACCGAUGAUAAUAAGAGUUCGAAAAAUUUUCGAGCAUGAUGAAAAUGUAGAUUUACCGUCAUUCAACUGGACUUUAGGCUACACGAAAUUUCGACGAUUAGUGACAAAGUUCGAUAAUCUGAUAAACAACGCUAAAGACAUUGUUUUGGCAGAAGAACCGAAAUUGGCAAAAUACAUUAACACACUUGCGACAGAAUCGGAUGACAUUAUCGAGGAGAGAUUUCCAAGCAUGCAACUUGAUUGGAAAAAUACCUUAGAUCACAUCGACUUGGAGAUUGACAAGGGGAUUGCAUCUUUCGGCAGCGAUCUUUCUGCAAGUGAAAUUUGGAAACCAUCAGUUAAUGUUACUGAUCGUGUUUUCAUUUUUAUUAAAUAUUUAUCUAAUGUCAUUCACAAAAGCACACGUAUUAUAAUUGACAUAUUGAAAAGCGGCACAGGAAAGAUUAGUUUAUUGUCUUUAUUAGGAUUCGAUAAUAUUUCUCCUAUUACUAUUUUUCACGAUCAGUUACCUUUUAUUCUGGCGACGCUGGUGAAUGGGUUAUCUGAUCCUAUGAUAGAUGAUUAUAUUGUCACAACAUUGCAAAGUAAUACUACAAUCACAUGCUCAAUGUUGUUCGAUUGGCUAUCGGAUUUUAGAGUCGGUCUGAGCGCCGAGGAGUAUAGGAUUUUAAAAAAUUUUACUUGCGAUCUUAAUCCUGAAAACUUUAAUGUUUACAUGGAUCUCUAUAUGUCAGAAAUAAUGAUCUGGAAUAAACCCGCUAGCAAAUAUCGCUCUUAUGUAGCUUCAACGCUUAGUGAUGCUUUCGAUCUUGUCGGAGCUAUCAGUCUCACGAUGAGACGCAAUGUAAUCAUCGAACCUCCGUUUUCGAAAAAAUAUUUGAACCAUAUGAUACAGAUGCUGAAAGAGAGUUUGGAGAUUUCAAAUGCAGAGGGUACUUUCCACAAGGAACUGAAACUGGGCCAAGGAUGGUCGAAUUACAGAUUACUGAUGGAAGGCGUGUCGGAGAUUCUGAUCCAUAUUGGCAAUGCGUUGAAACAUGCAGAGAUACAUAAUUACGAAUUAAAAACUUGGGAAUUAGCGGAGAACGGUGAUAUGCGUCAAGUGCUGAAGAUUCUGGAGGCUCAUCCAGAAGAGACGGUUGCGUUAAUUGCCACUCUUAGCACGCUUAACGAUGUGACUGGUGAAUUUAUGCCCUUCAAGGAUGUUAGGAAGAUGAUGUGCACUCAGCAUUUUAAUUCUGAGUAUUGGUCCACAACAAACAGAACGCGUUUCUUGCAGGAAAUAUGCUCCUUCGAUCCCUACCAGCUGUUGAGGACUGCCACGAGCGAUGAAUACUAUGAGGUUGUCACCGGUAAAAGAACUGCUCUUUCGAGAUCGACUCCGUUAACUGUCUCGUUAACAAAAUUAUUGGACAUUGUCUCAAAUUUUAUGACCGAGUCACCAGGUGUGAAUCUCAAAUCGAACAUCUUCAAUGUAACGACAUGGAUGAAUCUGUCUAACGAAACUUGGGCUUUGAUCCUGAAAUCUGAGAAAUCUUGGAUCCACCAUUAUCAAAAUUCUGCGUGGUACAAAUUCAACAUGACGUCACACGUCGGUACAGAUUAUCUUGUUAGAUCCAGGAGACUAUUUCAGCUCCUGGAAUCCGUGAUCGAUCUCGCGUCCGGUGGAGAUAUUUGGCAGAAGCUGCGUAACGUGUACGAGAUCUCGAAACUCAAGCCGUUAUUAACGCUCGUGGAGGAUAUGCCUAAUCUUCUUAUCACCGCUACCGAUACCUUCGCCUCGUCCGAGAGAUUGGAUGAUUUCAUACAGAAGUUUCUACUUGGCUUAGUGCACCCUUGCAAUAUCGAUCGAUAUCUGAUUCCACCCAGUUACAUAAGGAAGAGGGGUUUAUUGACCAGCAUUAAGAAUUUUUGCCAGAAGAUCCUCCUGAGUGAUGAACAGUUGACAUGGAUAAAUUUGUUGCCAUUGAAUGGAAAAUACAAUGAUAGUUACAUUACGUCCAAUAUGUCUGACUUAUCAGAAUCCGUUUACGAAGAACAGCUGUUGCAGAGAGUGCAAGGAUUUCAGAUCACUUUGAUUCGUGCUUUGUCGGAAGGCUUUAAGCAGUUAAAAGUUCCUGCAUGGUGGACGUCAUUCGAGGAGGGUAGCUUAAAAAACUUCAUCGCGCAAUAUAAAAAAAAGGAUAUGAAGACUCUGGCAUAUUCGAUGGUGAAGAAAUCAGUAUCACUUUUAAAAAAUUUUUUGGUAACUCAAACUGAUGCUGCAGAUUGUAAAUGGUGUUUUACUCUUCCACUGGAAGUUUUAAAUUCUCAGCUGAUGCACCAUAAUCUCUACUCAAAAUUACUCUGUCAAAUGAAUCGAUUAAAUAUAUCGGAGGUGCAUGAAAUUUUGGUGAAUGAUUUUCACUGGAAUAAAACAGGCAACAUGGUUAAAGAUUAUAAAUAUCUGAAUAAAAAGAAGACACUAGAUGACUUCUUAAUUACAUUCGAAACUACUUUACAUUACAUCGCUGAUAUUCUGGUUGAUUUCCAAAAUGAGACAUAUAGUAAUAGAGUAAACGAGUGCUUUUACAAAUUUGUCGGUGGUCCUACAUAUUCUAGACCAGGAUUGUACGUUACAUUUAUUUUGGGAAUAUUGGAAAUGCUGCAAAAGAACGUUUACAUCUUGGAUUCGGCGUCCAUCCACGAAGGUAUCAACAAUUUGACCCGAUUAGCUGAGAAACACGUGCCGAUUUGGCAACCAUUGCGCGACGUAGUGAAGAAGUCUGAUAUCGCUGACAUCGACGCUGCGUUACCAAAUGCCACUAUCAAUGUGAAUGCGAUCUUAAGUAAUCUGAACACGAGUCUAUGCAAGAUAAAAGUUGACUGUCAAAAUGCGACGGUUCUGUACAAUUUUCUCAGCUCGAAGAGAGCGACUAAGGUUUUCCGAUACAAUCCGAAGGCAUCAAAGUAUCCGACGAUAUCCGACAUUUCAAGCCGAUUGGCUCGAAGUCUGGACGUGGAUCUCAUAAGUCAGCAGCUGUCUUUCUGGCGCACAGAGGCUUCUUGGAAUCUCUUCUGGCUCAAAGAGAUCUUGGUUCAUUUAUCCUCGAUCCUCGAAGAAGGAGGAAAUUUGCUGGACAUCGCUAGUAAAAUAGAUCUCGAAGAUGUCACCAGCAUUCUCGGGGUUCCCGAUCUCGCCGAGGGCGUCAUUAAUAUAUUGAAGGAUAAAACGGUUGACAAAUUAUUCGAUGGAAUGAAGGAACUUCUCGAGGAUGUGGAGCCGUUUAUUAGCGAUCACGAAAUAAUCGAGGAUUUACACAGAAUAAUCGCGACAUUGGAAUCAAUGGAGAUCUUCAAAAACCUAGGACUGCUGGACAUGAAAUACGUUGUCAACGAAAUGUUCGACAAUUGGGACUUCGUACGAACGUAUUUAAUCGACAGAAUUGGUAUUACCAACGAGAUCGCUCUCACUUUAGGUGAGGCAAAGAUAGAUAUGAUUUCAGUUUUCAUGCAACAACGUGGUAUCGUUAGUCUGAAAGAUACCAUUUGCUCUCCUGAAAAGCUUGGCAAUAUGUUGCACUUCAACAACAAUCUUGUGACUGCCGAGGAAGUUAGUUUUGCGCUCUGCCAAUUGGAAGAUUCUCAAACACAGGAUAUUACUAUCAUGUUGAUGAAGAACUUGAACUUUGAAUAUAUUUUCAAAAACCUAAUGAGCGUUAAUGUGAAAAGUAUAUUGAUUAACGCAAAUCUAACCGAGAGCGAAGGAAAAAUUAUAUUGGACAAUCUUGGUGUUGCUGCGGAAUUAUUUCCAUUAUUCAAAGAUAGGCUAUCAGCUAGUUUUUCUGUUGGAAAGAUAACGGAUGAAAGUAACAAGGAAGAAAUUGACGAAGCAACAAAUUCGCAAUUUCUGCAAGAAUCUAGCAAGCUACUUUGUGGUAAAACAUUGUUCCAAAAUCAGGGGCAACUUUAUAAAAUUAUCGCCAGCUUGAAGGAUAGCAACAACGCGUCCGAUCAGAGAGAACUCGAUUCCUUGCCAGACUCUUGCAAAGAAACGUAUAAAACUGUGCUUGCUAUACCCGGCGGAAAGAUCGUCUGGUCGUAUGUUAAGCCUUUGUUACGCGGGAAGAUUCUUUAUGCACCUAAUACCGCUGUGAUUUCUGAAGUCAUGGCGUUGACGAACGAAACCUUCGUGCAGAUGGAUAACUUUGGCGUGCUGGUAAAUAGCGUUGAGAAGACUCUUAAGGCUAUAGCCAAUCUUACAGAGAUGGGCGAUACUUUGAAGGAAUUACAGAACAUACUAUCUUCCGAUGUCAUGAAGGUUGCAAUCAAGUCAAUGAGUAGUGGCAAUUUCGAAGGUGAUCUUUCCGAGUUGAAUAUCAGCGAGCUUGCAUGGCGAUUGAAAAAUUCGACAAAACUGAUUUCGAUGAUUGGCAUGCUGAACAGCAUGAUGGGAUGCGUGGUAGUGAAUAGAACAAUAGGAUUUUCUUCAGAAGAAGAACUGGAAAUAGCAGCUAGUCGCUUGACCGAAACGAACGAGUUUCUAGCCGGGGUGAUCUUUCUGGACAACACUUCUUCGCACUUAGCGAAGAGAUCUCUGGACCACGAAUUACCGGACAAUAUUACCUAUAAAAUCCGCAUGGAUGUGGACUACGUGCCAUCCACCAGACGACUAAAGACUCAAUUUUGGCUCCCCGGGCCGGAAAGUAGUUUUCUCGAGCAUCUCAGGUAUCUUCGGGGUUUCAUUCAACUUCAGGACUCUGUCGAUCGUGCGAUAGUGAAAGUGAAAACGCGAAGAUACGAUCUUGAAUGGAAGACAGUCACGCAACAGAUGCCGUACCCGUGUUGGAAAGACAUACCAUUCCAAACGACGCUUUACGAGUCUCAAGGUAUGCAAGUAUGCUUUUUCUUCGCGUUAAUGAUGUGCGUUGGAUCGGCCGUCAGGCAUAUCGUUUGGGAAAGAGAAUCACAAAAUUCUAUGAUAAUGAGCGUAAUGGGAUUAAAGCCAUGGCAAAAUACUCUGGCUUGGUUUAUCACGACUUACGUGGAGCUGUCAAUCGUAAUGAUUUGCAUCUCUAUAAUUUUAUUGGCUGGGAAAAUUCUUCCACGAUCGGAUCCUUUCCUAGUACUUGUUCUGCUUUUUGAUUAUAUUUUCUCUAUAGUGACUUUCUGCUACAUGAUCUCGACGAUGUUUAGCUCCGCCAGUCUCUCCGCGAUUACCACAGUUGUCAUGUUCCUGUUAACUUAUAUGCCGUAUGUCAUUGUUAUCGCCAUGGAGGCUGUAUUCGGAUUAGGAUACAAACUUCUAAUCUGCCUGAGCAUGUCGACCAGCUUCUGUUAUGGAUGUCUGUUCGCGGUGCGAAAGGAAGUACAAGGCAUCGGUCUUUCUUGGGCACAUAUGUGGGAGGAAUCGACUCCUGGUGAUCCGAUGACUUUGGGAAUAUUGUUGAUAAUGAUCGCCUUCGAUGGCUGUUUGUAUGCCAUAAUUGGCUACCUCAUCACUAGAUAUAUUGAUUCAGGUAGGGGCUUUCACAGUUUGAGGUCCCGUAGCUUAUGGUGGACAGACACACGCUCUCUCUAUGGCAGGCCAAGUUACCUCGCCUUCGUCAACAAUCUCUAUUUCACUAACGACGUUUUUCAUCCCUCAGCUGCUUACCAAGAUGACGAGAGCGAUCUGAGUAACUUGACGGUCACAGAGAAGCAAAUCGGUGUGAAAUUCGAAGGAGUCAGGAAGGUCUAUCAUACUGAACGAGGUGAUGUCAUCGCCGUGGAGGACUUCACUUUGAAGCUCUGCGAGGGUGAAGUAACAAGCCUGCUUGGAAGAAACGGCGCGGGAAAAACUACUAUUAUCAAGAUGCUAACGGGAAUGGUGGCACCAACCAAUGGCGAAAUUUGGUUAAACGGUGAGGAAGGUUGUAAGCCCGAGAUAGGAGUAUGUCCUCAGGAAAACGUCCUAAUCGGAACUUUGACGCCGAGAGAGCACAUGAUCUUUUAUUGGAAGCUUAAGAAACCUAACGAUGACAAUAACAGUAUGCAGAGGAAUGUUAAUGAAAUGAUGGCCUCUCUAGAACUUGGGCGUCAGGAACAUGAGCCCGUGUCACGUUUAUCAGGCGGUACACGACGUAGGCUCUGCGUGGCUCUGGCUUUUCUUGGUUCGCCACGUUUGGUGAUCUUGGAUGAGCCCGGCGCCGGUGUGGAUCCCGCAGCCCGACGACGGAUCUGGCGACUGAUAGACCAACAUAGGAUCGGCAGGACCGUGCUCCUCUCGACUCACCAUCUGGACGAGGCUGAUAUGCUAAGUGACACGGUUGUGGUGAUGCACAAAGGGAAGAUCUUGUGUACUGGUUCGCCACUAUCCUUGAAAAUGACACAUGGCACGGGAUACAAACUGAACAUCUCUUUCCCGCCCGAUCACUACGCCAAUGGAGAUGCGGGGAUAGGAGGAAUAGCAGAGACAAUCGAGAAAAAGAACUUGAAAGCUCUUCGUACUAUUAUCGAGGAAAUUAUAUCAAACACCGCGAUAAACGAGGUCUCCGAAACAGAGGUCACCAUUGCGUUGCCUUUUCAGGGAAAGAAUGGCAUUAACAAUGACAUCGCGCAAGUGGCAAAAGCGCUGGAGGACAAUCGUAAGCUCUUGGGAUUCUCGCACUUCUCAUUGGAGUGUGACACUCUGGAAAGAGUCUUCUUGGAUCUCUGCGCGCGAGCAGACAAAGGAUCAAGCGUUAUCAGAGCGAGUCAAGAUAGCGUUGUUAAUAUGGAACUCGCCGUUCCCGUAUCAGACGACAACAUUGAUUUAAUUACCGAUAUGAUGGUGAGACCAUCGCCAAUUCGACAGAUGAAAGCUAUAAUAAAAAAAAGGCUAUGGCAUUUCGCGAGAGAUUGGAGAGCGCCAUUGGCUGCGCUCGUUUUACCAACCAUGUUCGUUGCUGUCGCUAUGGGAUUUUCUCUGGUACGACCACCGUCCGAGAACGAACCACCUCUGGAUUUGACCCCAAAACUUUAUGAUAUUCAUCCGACUUACUUUUACAGUAUUGAUGGUAAUGACCCGUUCCUAGAACGCGUGUCUAUGCAGCUGCACGAUCGCUUCGGGGAUGAUUAUGCUGGAGCAUGGCAAACCUUACCUAAUGAUACCGGAACCUGCGAAUGUUUGGAUGGUCAACAAACUUGUCGAGGUGUUUCUAAAGCUGUCGAAGGUCUUCUUCAAACCCUGCCUGGCCGACCCACUCUGGAUUGGAUAGUAUCAACUCAUCAGGAAUAUAUAGAGAAACGAUAUGGCGGCUGGUCCUUGUCGCACUCCAAGGAAGAUCCUCUUUUCAUCGUUUGGUACAAUAACAAGGGCCACCAUUCAAUGCCAGCGUAUUUGAACGCUCUCAAUGAGGCAAUCCUGCGAGCAACCGGGGUGCGAGGACACUUAACCACACUCAAUCAUCCUUUGAAGUUAUCGAGCGAUCAGCUAAAUCGAACGACACUAUUGCAACAUGUGGCGGAUGUCGGAGUGGGAUUGGUACUUUUGAUAGCUUUCAGUUCGGUUGCAGCUCAGGGAGCUAAGGAGAUAGUCAGAGAACGAUUGUCGGAAGAGAAGAGAAUACUUUACUUAGCUGGAGUUCAUCCUAUCACGUAUUGGACGACAAUCUUAAUUUGGGAUUUUAUAGUAUUCCUUUGUGCCACCUGUUUAGCGAUCAUUGUUUUCGAGAUCUUCGGUUUGUCAGCCUACGUUGCGAGAGAUAAUCUAGCUGGAGUUUGUCUUUUAUUAAUUCUAUUUGCAUGGGCAGCACUACCGUUUUCGCAUCUAGCCGAAAAAACAUUCGAUGACUCGAGUCUGUCGAACAUGGUGCUUUUCUGCGUAAAUACCUUUAUAGGUGUGAUCUGUCUAGCGACAAUUUUAGUCCUCGACAUCGUCGGCCGAAGUAAAACGACCGAAGACGUGAGGAACAUACUGCAUUAUAUUCUAAUGAUCUUCCCGCAAUAUGCUCUCGCCGACGGGUUGGUUCAGAUCACGACGAAUGACAUCACCGCCGAAUUGUUGGAAAGAUUCCACAUGGAUACUUACAAGUCUCCACUCGGCUGGGAUCUUCUCGGCUACCAUUAUGUAUAUCUGUCUGUAAUUGGUGCGAUUCUAUUCUUGUUGAAUCUAGUGAUUGAGUGUCGAUUCUUGCCCAAUUUGAGAAGGCAAAAAAUUAGUUAUGAAACAGUCCAGGAAGACGAUGACGUUGCCAGGGAAAGAUUGAGAGUUGAGGCCGGGAUGGUCGACGACACCCUGAAGACCGUGAAGCUGCGGAAGGAAUACAGGAGUGUGUACGGAACAAAUGUCGCUGUGCAAAAUUUAAGUUUCGGCGUACAGGCCGGAAAAUGCUUCGGCCUCUUGGGAGUGAAUGGAGCAGGAAAAAGCACGACAUUCAAGAUGCUGACAACAGAAAUCAUUCCUACGGCCGGGAAGAUUAUUCUGAAGGGGAAAGAUAUUGGCGCGCAGCCUUUGUGCAACGGCGAGGUUGGAUAUUGCCCUCAGAGCGACGCCCUGGAUGGAUUCCUCACGCCCCAUCAAUGUUUGACGAUUCAUGGUGAAGUUUGCGGGUUGAGCAAUGUUCCUAAGGCAGUGGAGACGACGCUGAAGAGAUUAGAUCUACUCAAGUAUGCCCAUCGAAGGGUCUCUGGCCUCAGCGGCGGUAACAAGAGGAAAUUAUGUGCCGCAAUAAGCGUUAUGGCUCCUGCCGCAGUAAUUCUCAUGGAUGAGCCCACAAGCGGGAUGGAUCCCGCCACGAAGAGUUUCGUGAAUAAAGCCGUGAAACAAGUGACGAGAAGUCAAGGAUGCGUCAUACUAACGUCGCAUAGCGUUGCCGAAUGUGAGAAUCUUUGCACAAGGGUGGGCAUUCUCACCAAAGCUGGUCUCAGAUGUAUAGGAACGUCACAGCAUUUGAAACACAAAUUCGGCGAAGGAUACAUCGCCUUUCUGAGAUUCGGCCAACCAGUCUCCGCUACGGAUCUUAGGAAGGUUAUCCUGAAAUAUCUGCCGCAGGCGAUGAUCUCUUCAAGGCAAGCAACGGCUGCUCGGCUCUUGCUACCACGAAGCCAGGACAUGGCGCUCAGCGUGAGCUUCAGCAUGCUGAAGCUUCUGGCGGAGGAGCUUAAGGCCACGGACUACACACUCACACAGAGCUCGCUGGAUCAGGUACUGGUGACUUUCUCGGAGGAGCUAGAGGACGAGGUCGUCGACGUGGCUGUCUUCGGUCAGGGCAGCAGUAACAGCGUACCCAAUAUGUACUCCAGCAUGGACACCAUUCACAUGGAUACAUUUUAAAUGUGUUUCGUAUAAUUAGAUUUAAGCUCCAGAGAUCUUUCGCUAGACGCGAGGAAUUAAUGGAAAUUUUACAUUUUCACUCUCCUGUUCGUCAUGCUCUCGCAACGCGCAUUUUCGUGGCGAUUACUGUGAUAGUUUGCGUUUACCUUUGACGCCACGACGAAACGCGCAAUUAUACAAGCUCAAAUAAAAAAGAGAGGAAUUUUUGAUCUUGUGAUUCUCAUGCUCUUAGGAAGAGAUUUGGACGUCCAUUCAUUUCUUUAUGGAAUACAAUUUUUCAAAAUCAAAUUCUGGUAAAAAAUGUUUUACAAAACAUGUAUAAAUAUAUA
Acromyrmex echinatior (Panamanian leafcutter ant) is the source of this 11282-nucleotide messenger RNA. It is a transcript of the gene ldd, whose product is annotated as lipid droplet defective. The record is from RefSeq and is a predicted model, not a curated record. Gene Ontology annotation, molecular function: ATP binding; ATP hydrolysis activity; ABC-type transporter activity. Gene Ontology annotation, biological process: transmembrane transport; lipid transport. Lineage: Eukaryota; Metazoa; Arthropoda; Insecta; Hymenoptera; Formicidae. Gene Ontology annotation, cellular component: membrane; intracellular membrane-bounded organelle.